CAGGGAUGCGAGAAAAGAGGGGAACAACACAUGAUGUAUCCAUAUAUGAAUUAUGUUUUUAAUAAUUUAAAAAACAAAAAGCAUGUUUACACGUUCUUGCAUGAAUUGGUAAUUAGACCUUGCUAUUAGUUUAAUUUUAUGGUAGUUUUCACGCUAGCAUACUACUUGCAAUCAAAGGGUUUGUAAACUACUAGUGUGGAAAGUACAUGCAAUGUUUUUGUUUUAAUGUGUAAUUUUGGAAGCUAGGCAUAGUGAUAAAUGUCUGUACUCCCAGGAAGCUGGAGUAGGGUAACAAGUUCAAGGGCAGGCCUGGGCCCAUGGUAUUUUUACAUUUUGUAAAAUGAUGGUUUUGAUCAUAUUAACUUAUUUCACAUAAUUACUUAGAUGAGCAUAGGAUGUAGCUACUUGAGAACAUGUUGUAUUAUUUACCUGGCUGACAAUAGCUGGGAUUCCAGUAAAAGAAAGGACAUCUACAGUAGGAGAAAAAAGUCACAAUUUUUGUAUUUUAGUCACUGGUCUCUUCAAGGAGUACUUUUUAACACCUACCCUCUGUUGUGGGCUAUUUUAGAUAUGAAGGGUGCAGCACUGAAUCAAAAAUAAACAUGUUAUAGUACUUAUUGAUGACAUGAAAUAGUUAAAUGUGUAUUUAGGCUAUUUCAGAUGAUAAGUGUUAAGGAGAAAAAAUGAGGUAAUAAGUGCAUGUAAUGCUUUUGCACUAAGUUUCUCAUAACUUAAAACUUUCUUCAACUCUGAACUUAUGUGGAAAUGGCACCAUAAACUGAAAAGAAAAUGUAGAUUCUUUUUCCUGGGUGUAACUCAGCCAAUAGGAACCACAAUUAUUGAAUGUAGGCUGCAUAGAAUUUGAAAGAAAAUCCAGAGGAAUUAAUCAUUUUUUUCUGAAAGAUUUUUAAUAAAUGACGUUGAUAUAUGCUACAAAUUUUACAAACUGAUCACUACUCUGUCUUCUUUCAUUUCUGUUUCCCUCGGAGUUCAGGGUGUGAGGACCAUAUCUGUGUUGCUUAUUCCUGUAUUUUUCAGAACCUGACUCUCAACAGUAUUUUUUCUUUGAAUGAAGGACUGAUUAAAGUUGCAUGAUUUAGUGAUUACAUCGGUUUCCAAAUUUCUGAUAACCAAAUAGGUUUUGUAGCAUAGUGGUUAAAAUAAAAUACAACGCAUGGUGGCGCUGCAGGCUAAGGCUGAAAAAAGAAAAGAAAAGGAAAAAAAAAAAACACAGCUGGUGACUGCUACAAACUCUACUUCAAAUCUCCAGCCCAAAAGACCUUCAGCAGAGCUUGGUCCAACAAGUCUACGGAGAAUACUGUACAUCAACCUUUCAGGACAGAUUGUCAACUGGCAGAUCGACCACCGUUCAGUGCAAUUUCUUCCUGAAGUAUUGCUGUUCCCUGUCCCUGGAAAGGCUUGUGCAGAAGGAAAGAUGGAGACCAAAUGGGAGCGCAAACAAAGGCAAGUUCUGAGCAUAUUUCUAUUACUGAGACUGGCUCAAGCAGUAUUGGAGCCCCGUAGCUACUUUGUACUGGAGGAAACAGAGAAUGGCUCUUUCGUGGCGGACCUGGCCAAUGACCUGGGGCUGGGAGUGAGGGAGCUAGCUGCGCGGGGGGCACGCGUGGCCACUGAGGAUAACGAACCACGCUUACAGCUUAAUCUGCAGACUGGGAGGUUGAUACUAAAGGAGAAGCUGGACCGGGAGAUGCUGUGUGGCCCCAAUGAGCCCUGUGUAAUGCGUUUCCAAGUACUACUGAAAAAUCCACUGGAGAUAUUUCAAGCCGAGCUACUGGUAGGAGACGUAAAUGAUCAUUCUCCUGAGUUUCCUGAAAGAGAAAUGACUCUGAAAAUCGUAGAGAACAGCCCUUCUGGGACUGUGUUUCCUCUUAAAAAUGCUCAGGACUUGGAUGUGGGCAGCAACAACAUUCAGAACUAUAAUAUUGGUCCGAACUCUCACUUCCACGUUUCUAUCCAGGACCAAGGGUCUGGCAGGAUAUACCCAGAGCUGGUGUUGGACAGGGAGCUUGAUCGUGAAGAGCAGGAGGAGUUUAGGUUAACUCUGACUGCGCUGGAUGGCGGCUCUCCGCCCAGGUCUGGCACAGCUCAGAUCCGCGUUUUAGUCUUGGAUGUCAACGACAAUGCGCCUGAGUUUGCCCAAACUCACUACGAGGUGCAGAUCCCAGAGAACAGUCCUUUAGGUUCCCUGGCUGUUAAGGUCUCUGCUACGGAUUUUGAUUCAGGGAUAAAUGGAGAGAUAACAUACUCCCUUUUUUAUAGUUCUCAGGAUAUAAGCAAUACUUUUGAAUUAAACACGCUUUCAGGAGAAGUUCGACUAAUUAAAAUGCUGGAUUUUGAGACAAUAUCAUCCUAUGAACUGGGCAUAGAGGCUUAUGAUGGCGGAGGCCUUUCAGGAAAAUGUUCCGUAUCAAUUAGGGUGGUGGAUGUUAACGAUAAUUAUCCAGAGCUAAUUCUGUCAUCACUAAAUAGCCCCAUUCCUGAAAAUUUCCUCGAGGUAGAAGUGGCUCUGUUUCGUACUCGAGACCGAGACUCUGGGGAAAAUGGCAGAAUGGUUUGUUACAUCCAGGAUGGUGUUCCCUUUAUGCUAAAACCUUCCAUUGACAACUUCUACAAGCUGGUGACAGAGGGACCACUGGACAGAGAGAGCAGAGACGAGUACAACAUCACCAUCACCGUCUCAGAUAUGGGCACACCCAGGCUGAAAACGGAGCACAACAUAACAGUGCAGGUGUCCGACGUGAACGACAACGCCCCAGCCUUCAGCCAAACCUCCUACACCCUGCUGGUCCCAGAGAACAACAGCCCUGGCCUGCACAUAGGCACAGUGAGCGCCACAGACAGAGACUCAGGCACCAAUGCCCAGAUCACCUACUCGCUGCUGCCGCCCCAGGAAGGCGACCAAGACCCGCAGCUGGCCCUCGCCUCGCUGCUGUCCAUCCACGCGGACAGCGGGCAGCUGUUCGCCCUGCGCGCGCUGGACUACGAGGCGCUGCGGGCCUUCGAGUUCCGCGUGGGCGCCGCCGACCGAGGCUCGCCCGCGCUCAGCAGCCAGGCGCUGGUGCGCGUGCUGGUGCUGGACGCCAACGACCACGCGCCCUUCGUGCUCUACCCGCCGCACAACGCGUCGACGCCCUGCACCGAGCUGCUGCCCAGGGCGGCCGAGCCCGGCUACCUGCUCACCAAGGUGGUGGCGGUGGACGGCGACUCGGGCCGCAACGCCUGGCUGUCCUUCCAGCUGCUGCAGGCCAGCGAGCCCGGGCUGUUCAGCGUGUGGGCGCACAAUGGCGAGGUGCGCACCGCCAGGCUGCUGAGCGAGCGCGACGCGCCCAGGCACAGGCUGCUCGUGCUGGUCCAGGACAAUGGCGAGCCGCCGCUGUCGGCCAGCGUCACGCUGCACGUGCUGCUGGUGGACGGCUUCUCGCAGCCCUACCUGCCCGUGGCCGAGGGCGCGCGCGACCAGGCGCCGCCCGACGCGCUCACUGUCUACCUGGUCAUCGCCCUGGCGUCCGUGUCCUCGCUCUUCCUCUUCUCUGUGCUCGUGUUGGUGGCGGUCAGGCUGUGCAGGAGGAGCGGGGCGUCCUCGCUGGGCGGCUGCUCUCUGCCUGAGGGCCACUUUCCUGGACACCUGGUGGACGUCAGCGGGGCGGGGACGCUGUCCCACACCUACCAGUAUGAGGUGUGUCUGACUGGAGACUCUCAUAGUAAUGAGUUCAAAUUUUUAAGACCUGUCUUGCCCAAUAAUCUGGGCCAGGUCCCCAAUAGGCUAUCAGCAGACAAUUCAACUUUCCCAAAUAUCUUAAGUAUCUAAAACUUCUCUAUUGUCUAUUCUCUGUAUUAGUUCUAUCACCUUUGGUUUUUACUUUUCUAGCUCAAUAGUAAUGUUUAAUUCUACCCUUUUUUUUUUCUUUUCUCUACUGUUUUUAAGUCGUAUAAUUAUAUGCUUGUUGGCAUGUUGUUUGUUUUUCCAAUUACAUGACGAUGGUUUUUUUUGCCACAUUGGGGAUCAAACCCAAGAUCUCACACAUACUAGGUAAAUGCUAUACCACAGAUAUAUCCCCUGCCCUCUAUCCUAUUAUUAGUAAAUAUUUUCCACUAGGAAAGAUCAUAUUGAUGGAAUUUGCAAUAAUUUCCUGAAGUUAUUUAAUGCCUUCUUAUAAAAACAAUUCUGGCCAGGUGUGGUGGUUCACACCUUUAAUCUCAGCACUCAGGAGGCAGAGGCUGGAGGAUCACCAUGAGUUCAAGGCCACCCUGAGACUGUAUAGUGGAUUCCUGGUCAGCCUGGACCAGAGUGAGACCCUACCUCGAAAAUCCCAAAACAGGAAAAAAAUUUCUAAUUUAAGGGCUAAGGAUGUAAUUCAGUUGGUAGGAUGCUUGCCAUGUCCAAGGCCUCUGGCACAGCACACACCUAUCAUAUGAUAUGAACCUUGUAAUCCUGCCACCCAGAGGUGGAAGCAGCAGAAUCAAGAGUUCAAGAUCAUACUUGGCUCCAAAUAGAAUAUAAGGACAGCCUGAGCUAUAUAAGAGCCUGUCUUGUAAAUUAAAAAAAAAAAAAAAAAAAAGGCCAGUCAUAGUGGUGCA
Messenger RNA from Jaculus jaculus (lesser Egyptian jerboa), 4599 nucleotides. Its product is annotated as protocadherin beta-15-like. NCBI's taxonomy places the organism in Eukaryota, Metazoa, Chordata, Mammalia, Rodentia, Dipodidae. Gene Ontology annotation, biological process: homophilic cell-cell adhesion. The record is from RefSeq and is a predicted model, not a curated record. Gene Ontology annotation, molecular function: calcium ion binding. The transcript has a single exon. Bases 1175 to 3829 code for a protein of 884 amino acids. Gene Ontology annotation, cellular component: plasma membrane.